Messenger RNA from Lingula anatina, 435 nucleotides. Its product is annotated as deoxyribodipyrimidine photo-lyase-like. The record is from RefSeq and is a predicted model, not a curated record. NCBI's taxonomy places the organism in Eukaryota, Metazoa, Brachiopoda, Lingulata, Lingulida, Lingulidae.
GCCAGGUGUCAGCCCAGAGGUGUGCCCUGGUAGUUAAACAGUUCAAGUCCAAGUUCAAAGAGGGAGGAGAUGCUUUCCUGGAGGAAUCCAUCAUAAGGAGAGAAUUGUCGGAUAAUUUUUGUUACUAUGUGGAGAACUAUGACUCCAUAGAGUGUGCAUACGACUGGGCCAAGGAGACGUUACGAAAACAUGCCAGUGACAAGCGCGAGUACGUGUACACAUGUAAACAGUUAGAAGAAGGGAAAACACAUGACGAUCUCUGGAAUGCAGCACAGCUGCAAAUGGUAAAAGAGGGCAAGAUGCAUGGAUUCCUCAGAAUGUACUGGGCAAAGAAAAUCCUGGAGUGGACCAGCAGUCCUGAGGAGGCUUUGAAAAUUAGUAUUUAUCUCAAUGAUAGGUAUGAGCUAGACGGAAGAGAUCCUAAUGGAUACGUAG